Molecule: messenger RNA, 1602 nt
Organism: Nothoprocta perdicaria
Lineage: Eukaryota; Metazoa; Chordata; Aves; Tinamiformes; Tinamidae
Gene: OSTF1
Product: osteoclast stimulating factor 1
Exons: 10
Coding region: 42-686 (214 amino acids)
Biological process (GO): signal transduction
Molecular function (GO): protein binding
Source: RefSeq, a predicted model, not a curated record
CUCUGCGAGCCCGGCCGGGCCGAGCUGAGCCGCCCGCAGACAUGUCCAAGCCGCCUCCGAAACCGGCCAAGCCAGGGCAGGUUAAAGUGUUCAGAGCCYUGUAUACGUUUGAGCCCAGAACGCCAGAUGAACUGUACUUUGAAGAAGGAGAUAUCAUUUACAUCACAGACAUGAGUGAUACAAAUUGGUGGAAAGGAACUUGCAAAGGGAGAACUGGACUCAUUCCAAGCAACUAUGUGGCAGAACAAGCUGAGUCUAUUGAUAACCCAUUGCAUGAAGCUGCCAAACGAGGCAACCUAAGCUGGUUGAGAGAGUGUUUGGAUAACCGAGUUGGGGUCAAUGGCUUAGACAAAGCCGGAAACACAGCUCUGUACUGGGCAUGCCACGGAGGGCAUAAAGAUAUAGUGGAUGUCCUGUUCACCCAGCCAAGCCUAGAGCUGAACCAGCAGAACAAAUUGGGAGACACAGCUUUGCAUGCAGCUGCAUGGAAGGGUUAUGCUGAUAUUGUAGAGGUGCUGCUGGCAAAGGGGGCAAGAACGGAUCUGAGAAACAAUGAGAAGAAACUGGCUUUGGACAUGGCAACCAAUGCAGCUUGUGCUUCCCUGCUGAAGAAGAAACAAAGUGCAGACGCAGUGCGAACAUUAAGCAAUGCAGAGGAAUACCUCGACGAUGAAGACUCUGAUUAGCUUUUUAUUUUCAUUCUGUCUUAAGAACUAUAACCUCUGUUGCCUAUGUCAUUCCCAGAUCAUAUCUUUGCUACUGUAAAACUAUGUUACUUCAUGUAUUUCAGUCUUCCAGUAUAGCAUAAAAAUAAGAGAAUGGAAUCAUUCUUCCCAAAGGAAAAACCUUCCUGUGUGCCAGAAGAUGCCACAUUUUAAGUCAGAGUUCCUUUGGACUCAUUCAAGAGAGGAAGAGUGAGGUUCCCGAGGAGAGGACCUUCCCUCUCUUACCUGUUGAGUGGGCAAGUGACAGUCUUCUAAACACACAGUUUCCAUCUCAGGCCUUCACAGCAAGUGCCUUGUGUCUCUGGAUUACACUCCUCAAGCCUAAAGAGCCCUCUGGGCCAGCAGGACAGCACCACUGGCAUUACCCGUCUCCCUUGGUAUAGGUUCCUGUAAGCAGAUAGGGUAGUAUUGGCAAAGUCAGUACUAGCAGACAGGUGGGAACAGAGAUGCUGCUGUAGAAAGUGGCUGCCUUCUGCCUACAUGGAGCCAGAAAGACACAAAGGGCUUUGGGGAGAGGGGAGGUUGGUUUCUCACCCCCUACUCCUGCCACCCUCAGUAUAUGGGGUAGAAGGACAUGGGAUGAUCUGUCCCUGCUUGUCUUCCCUGCUGCUUCCCUGGGACCAAUCCUGAAAUGUCCCGCUUGGGUAGAAUGCUUGAAGUCAAUUUUGCUCGAGGAAUGUACUUAAUUUUGGACUCAGUGACUUGAUUAUAUUGCUUUUUGAAGUGCAUUAUGUUGAAACUAUUAGCAGGGAAAGGAAGACAGAAUAUUUUUUUUCUAUUUAUCCUGCCUAAAAUUUUUUUACUGUCUCUUGCUUUUAUUUUUUAAGUGUUCUUGUAUUUUGUCCUGUAUUACCUCAAAGCUUAAAUGUUUUUGAAG